Molecule: messenger RNA, 1421 nt
Organism: Actinia tenebrosa (Australian red waratah sea anemone)
Lineage: Eukaryota; Metazoa; Cnidaria; Anthozoa; Actiniaria; Actiniidae
Product: BTB/POZ domain-containing protein 1
Biological process (GO): neurogenesis
Cellular component (GO): cytosol
Molecular function (GO): protein binding
Source: RefSeq, a predicted model, not a curated record
GGAAGCGAAACUACAUAACAAAUGACUGAUACAACUUCGURUCUGGUAAGGAAGGAUGGAAAACGACUGGCAAAAUACGUUAUCUGGCGUAAAAGAUCGUAUUCUUUAUGCUUUUGAGAACUCGAAGUUUAGUGAUGUGGAGUUUUCUGUGGAUGGAGAACAAGCAACUAUUCCAGCUCACAAGUACAUGUUAGCCAUCAACAGUCCCGUAUUCGAGGCUAUGUUCUAUGGCUCGUUAGCAGAAACUACACGAGUAAUAMACAUUCCAGAAUGCACUCGAGAAGGACUACAGGAAAUGCUUCGAUAUGUCUACACCGACGAAGCAACCAUAACAGCAAAUAAUGUCAUGGAACUACUGUAUCUCUCUAGGAAAUACAGCAUGUCAGUCCUAGAAAAGAAGUGCAACGAUUUCAUUUUUGAUCAUGUCAACGCAGAAGAUGUUUUCCUUGUCCUUCCGCAAGUCCAGAAACUGCAAAACAAAAUCCUUGAAGACAGAUGUUGGGCUAUUAUCGACAAGGACACACGACAAGCGGUCAAAUCUCAAGCAUUUCUAGACAUACCUCGUGAGAUGCUAUGUCAGAUUCUUUCGAGAGACACUCUUGAAAUCAAGGAGCUUGAACUAUUCAAAGCGAUGGAUCGGUGGGUUUGUAAAAAGAUCAGGGAUCGAAGCCUAGAUGAAGAUGGUGAUACGAAACGAGAGAUUCUCGGUGAAGACAUAGUACGACUUAUACGAUUUCCCACAAUGACAAUGAAUGAUUUUAUAACACAUGUACUCGACUGUGAAAUCCUACAAAGAAGUGAGUUAACCGAAAUUCUCAAAAGAUUAAAGUCUCUGGAGCCGGCAACUACAGUAUUUAAUUCCACUCCAAGAUCAGGACCGCAUGAAAAACGCCAAGAGCAAAGACGGCGAAGAUUAAGCUCCAGUUCUAACCGAAACCGCCGAAGUCCAAGUCAUGUAUGGGCAGCAGCAGCAGCAGCAGCAGCAGUGUUCGGCCGCGACGAAAGUGACAGUGAUAAUGAGAGUCAAAGAAGAAGUCGAAGUCCAUUGUUAGCGUCACUGUUCAGUGACAGUGACAGUGAUAGUGACCGUCGAAGGAGAAGUCGAAGUCGAAGUUCAAGUCCAAGUCUUAGGCGCAGUCGCAGUCGCAGUCGCAGUCGCAGUCGAAGCUUGACUCCAAUAAGAAAUCGUCGUUUUCAAAGUUGUAGUCCUCGUCGCAGUGUGAAUAGAAAUAUAUACAGAAGAAGGCCAAGGAAUGAUCGAUAAAUCCAAGAACCUUAAGAAAAAAACUGAUCUUAGUUGCUUUAUUAGUUCAAGACGAGAGGAUUAGGGUGCUGAUGUUGUAAAGAUGCUUUUCUUUAGUUGUCAUGUAAUGUAUUUCCAUUUUUUGAAAAUGAAAAUAAAUGUUUUGAAUAAUGUUGUA